Rhizopus microsporus ATCC 52813 is the source of this 1074-nucleotide messenger RNA. RefSeq lists its product as uncharacterized. The record is from RefSeq and is a predicted model, not a curated record. The transcript is spliced from 4 exons. NCBI's taxonomy places the organism in Eukaryota, Fungi, Mucoromycota, Mucoromycetes, Mucorales, Rhizopodaceae. Bases 1 to 1074 code for a protein of 357 amino acids.
AUGGACAAGAGCCAAGAUAAAAAAUCGACAGUAGAAAGGGUUCAAAAGCAAGGCUGGACAGAAUUAGGAUAUGGAUCCUCCAUGAUGCGAUACCCAGCCUUAAUGGAUGCUUCACUUCCACUGGACAUAUCUAAUACAUCAAAAGAACCAGCAAAAACACCAGCUUCGACCACGCCUCCAGUAACAACACCAACAGUUGCACCAACAAUUGCACCAACUACAACCACAACCACAACCACAACCACUGUUGCUCCCCCUCCCCCUCCCCCACCUUCAUCCGCCCCUGCCACAACUACUCUAUCUACCCUAGCGCCUUCUAGUCCUGCCUCUAGUAGCAUCGUAUUGCCUCCAUCAACUACAACUACAGUCGCUUCCUCAAGUGCCAGGCCACCAUCUACCACUACAACCCAGUCAAGCACCUCUUCCUCCAGCUCAACUACAACCAGUACAAAAUCCUCCACUUCCUCAGCUCCAUCCGCCUCUAACACUCAAAACCUUCAGCCCACAGACACUACCCCCAUUAUCGUUGGUUCUGUUGUUGGUGGUGUAGUCGGCCUUGCAUUAAUCGGUGGUAUUAUCGCAUGUAUUAGUCGUCGUGGUGGGUGUACUAAGAGAAGAGAUCGCAAGAAGAAACCUGAAUUCGAAGAUUAUGGAUUGGGCGAUUUCCCACCACAUCAAAACAUUGCUCCAGCUACUACAGUCACUGCUGCCACUAAGCCUCUCUCCCCUACUAUACCAAGAUUAAAUGAUCAAGGUAACUAUUAUAAUGACGAUUAUAAUAAUUAUGGCUAUCAGCAAGGAGAUUAUGGCAUGCAAACCCCACAACAUGGAGGCUAUUAUUAUCCUCAAAUGCAUCAACAAGAGUAUUAUGAUGAUAAUGGUUAUUAUUAUGACACUAGUUCAGGGAUGGGCUCUACUACUGUAUAUUCUCCACAACAACCCAUGCACCAAGGAUAUAACGCUCAAGGUUACGCUCCAAACAAUAUGAUGCCUCAAGGUGUCCAUCAACAAGACAUUCAUAAGCCAGAUGAUACAAAGGUUCCUGUUCACACUGGUGGUGGACAGUCCAAGUGA